Dicrocoelium dendriticum is the source of this 672-nucleotide messenger RNA. The record is from the annotation of a GenBank genome assembly. NCBI's taxonomy places the organism in Eukaryota, Metazoa, Platyhelminthes, Trematoda, Plagiorchiida, Dicrocoeliidae.
AUGUACCAUGUCUUACUUGCUAUCAUAAAACACUUAUCACUACCUUUUUUGAAGGAAAUCGCACCAUACACUACCACGUUCUGUCAGGAUAACGAACACUCACCGAUACCAGACCACACAGAUCCGUCAAAGAUGACAUUCCGAUCUCAUUACCCUGACUUGUGUAUUCGUUUGAACAAGUUCGCCAAUUGUCUGCUAUCCUCUCUGCAUCCGUCGGGUACGGAAGAGUUUGAUCAUGGAACCUCCACAGGCUCGUCCCCGUUCCAUACCAUCAGUACCGACAGUUCCGGUUUGGCUAGUGAUCGGCCAAGUGGUCGAGUCACGAAGAUUAUAAGCCAACCGUAUCGUUACAACCUGGCCGACUCCAUUGAGCACAGUCUCUCCACUGGUACCGAAGGUGAAACUGGUGACACAGAUAUUGGGACAGUGAGAAGUGGUAGCACCGAUGUGCGGAAUGAAGCGCAUACCCGAAGAGCUGCUGCUGGUACUGGAGGACGCAUACAAUCAACAGAGUAUCGUAUUCUGGCAAUCGUAUGGCGUCAGCUUUUGGCUGCAUUAUCGCAUCACCUGCUGGAUGUUCUAUUGAAAACAGGUAGGCGAACAAAAUACAAAAUGAUUUUGUUAUCCCCUAAAUGCUUAACAAUCCAACCAUUCACUGCCCUCAUGUGGUAG